Messenger RNA from Hypoxylon trugodes, 1788 nucleotides. RefSeq names its product major facilitator superfamily domain-containing protein. Gene Ontology annotation, cellular component: membrane. Lineage: Eukaryota; Fungi; Ascomycota; Sordariomycetes; Xylariales; Hypoxylaceae. The record is from RefSeq and is a predicted model, not a curated record. Bases 1 to 1788 code for a protein of 595 amino acids. The transcript has 8 exons. Gene Ontology annotation, molecular function: transmembrane transporter activity.
AUGAAUAUUAGACAGCCUUUCGCUGCCCUCCGCAGCCUUAUUCGAUCGCUUUAUAGAACAGGAGACGAAUCGGAUGAGGAUCCGGGCGAGAUUGAACUUGCAAGCUUCAAUAGCGAAACAACUGUCGUAGAACCCGAAGUUGCUGCAACCGCGAAUAAUGCUCAAAAUAAUGCCAACGACGCCAUUGAACUGGCAGAAGCUGUGGCCGAUGCUCUUGUCGUAAAUGGCCCACCUCAGCUUUCUUUCAACAUUCCCAAUGUCCCAGCGAUCCCCCAACCACCUCCCGCAAGGCUUCAUGGACCGCCUCCCCGCGUUCCGACCCCGCCGGGACCUCAUUUACUUACACCCCAAGACAUUGAGAAGUUUGACAAGAAACUCUGUCGCAAAGUCGAUUGGAGGCUUUUACCGUUUCUGUUCUUCAUAGUGUUUUCUGUCGAACUAGACCGAUGGCUCUAUACGAUCAAUCAACAAUACUUUGUGAAUGAUAUAGGGAUGUCCGAAGAUCAGCAUAAAGCUGCCUUCAUAUCGAGGGAUUUCGGUUAUAUAAUCGGCCAAAUUCCCCUCAUUAUGGUUUUCAGUACCUUCGAAAAACCAUCGAUGUUCCUAUGCAUUCUGUGGUUUUCCUGGGGUCUGGUGAAAACGGGCCUUGGUAACACGUCCACCUACGUUGGUAUUCAAAUCUGUUCUGGGUUACUAGGAGUUUUAGAAUCAGCUUUCUUCUAUAGGCGCAGGGAAUUGGGUGCCAGGAUUUCCAUGCUGGUUUCCAUAUGUCCGUUGGUUCGUGCUCUGUUCGCCUUGGGCCUAAGUCCCUGCAGCCUCGACUUCCAGCAGCCAACCAAUAGUACCAUCACGUAUCAAUACUAUCUAAAAAUAUCACCGGUCCUUGUCUUAGGUGCGGCAGUUUUUUGUUAUCCCAGGGUGCCUAAUCUUCCUCGGUCAACCGAGUGCCUUGAGGCCGCUGAGCGACUACGUGCCGUAUCGCGACUAGCGGAAGAUUGGGGAUGGCCUAUGCGAGCGAAUUUCGAAAAGCCAACAUAUAACUGGAGCAGCCCCUUGGAGGGUUCGUUUCUGGCUUUCCGAGACAUGAAGGUCUGGUUUUUGAUUCCGACGUGCUUUUUUAUCGGAUUCCCGAUUCUAUCCUUAAGCGAUACCCGCCUAUUGUGUCUAGCCAUUCGGUCAUUUACGGAGGGGCCCGCACCAAAAUGGUCUGUAUGGAUAAUUUUGAACGUCUGCUGCGGUAUGGUUACUUAUGGCGGUUUCGCCGCGGACUCAUACAGAAGGAAGUACUUUUGGAUCACACUAUCUCAACUAAUCGCCUCGGUCGCUUCCGUCAUCACCUUGUCUAUGAUCUUAAUGCCACGAAUCGGAACUAUGGAUUAUCCUCAGCCAAUUUGGUUUGCUAUAUUUCCAAACCUUCUAUGCGCUUACUUCAGCCUACCACUCGUCUUAUCUUGGGCGAUUAGCUGCCUGCCAUGGUACCAGCAGAAAAGAGCAGUGUCCAUCGGAAUCAUCACCACUGUCAUGUCUUUCGGGACCUUUUAUGCCGACGACGGCCCACCGAUGAGCCUUGAAUAUGGAGAAGGGGGCCUCAAUUCAAUACCGAUCGGUAUAUUAAUCCUUUGUGGUUUAGGGUCAGUUAUCUUCGGAUUUUACCUCAAACAGCUACUCCACCAAGCCAACUGGUGGAUGCACUAUAAAGAGAUCCCUGGAACACCACACAAUAAUGGAAGUCGAACAUUAGAGUAUCAGUUCCAUGACCUACGACAUUCAUUUCGGUUCCAGACAUAA